This is a messenger RNA of Photinus pyralis (common eastern firefly), 863 nucleotides long. Its product is annotated as caltractin-like. The transcript has 2 exons. Gene Ontology annotation, molecular function: calcium ion binding. Bases 237 to 764 code for a protein of 175 amino acids. Gene Ontology annotation, biological process: centriole replication; mitotic cell cycle. Gene Ontology annotation, cellular component: centriole; centrosome. Lineage: Eukaryota; Metazoa; Arthropoda; Insecta; Coleoptera; Lampyridae. The record is from RefSeq and is a predicted model, not a curated record.
GUAUCGAAUUUGACAUUACCUUGUUGGGCGUCUUUUCCAUUUCCCUUUAAUUUUGAAAUUUUUUUUUCUUAAAAAAUCAAAAUGUAAAAGGUUCAUCUACAAUAACUGGAAUGUAGCUGUAUCGUAUCUAGUGUACUGUGUAACAUCACUUAUCGCCCCUCUAUUGAUCAUCAAUUAACCAAUUUGUUGCUAUGAUACCUUGUGUUUAGAAUUUCAUUGAUUAUAAAAUUCAAAUAAUGGCAGCAUCUCAAGGUGCGACUAAGAAAACUAGUGCCACAGGCUUAAACCGCAACAAAAAGACAGGACCAAAAUUCGAACUGUCAGACGAACAGAAGACCGACAUUCGCGAAGCCUUCGACUUAUUCGACACCGAGGGUGCUGGUAAAAUCGACACAAAAGAGCUUAAGGUGGCCAUACGUGCACUCGGCUUCGAGCCCAAGAAGGAAGAAAUUAAAAAGAUGAUCGCCGACAUCGACCCUGACGGUACUGGGAAGCUUUCGUUCGAAGAGUUUCUACAGUUAAUGUCCGUGAAAAUGGCGGAGAAAGAUUCAAAGGAGGAGAUAUUGAAAGCCUUUCGUCUUUUCGAUGAUGAUGAUACUGGAAAAAUCAGUUUUAAGAAUUUGAAACGCGUCGCCAAAGAGUUGGGGGAGAAUUUAACGGACGAGGAGUUGCAGGAGAUGAUCGAUGAGGCUGACCGGGAUGGGGACGGUGAAAUUAGUCAGGAUGAAUUUUUACGAAUUAUGAAGAAGACCAGUCUAUAUUAAUUAAUGUUUUUUGAUCAUUUGCAAUGUGCACAUUUCUAUACUUAUUCUUAUGCUUUCAUUUUGUAGGUGUUUUAUGAAUAAAUGUUUUAUUUUUCUAUA